GCCCGCCUCCGGAGUCUGUGUUCCAGGUCACCCGACACCAUGGGAACCCGACACAUCCUGGCUCUGUGUGUCCUCCUCCUGGUAUUGGGAUUUGAGGUCCAGGGGACCCCUACGCCCCUGCAGGGUGAGGCUGCGGGCCCCACGCUGUUCUCCCAGAUGCAGGAAUCGCUUCUUAGUUACUGGGAUUCAGCCAAGACCGCCGCCCACGACCUGUACAGGAAGACCUACCUGCCCUCCAUGGACGAGAAAAUCAGGGAUGUGUACAGCCAAAGCACAGCAGCUAUGACCACGUACACAGGGAUUUUUACUGACCAGCUCCUUUCUCUGCUGAGGGGAGAGGAGUAACAGCUGGGCCCCAGUCACAUAGUCCAGACGCCAUGGCUCCCUGACCACCCUGACGCUCCCACUUCUUAGCAGCCCUCAGCAUCCUGCUCUCAGCUUUAGCCUGAUUUCUUAUCAAUAAAAAGAAAAAAGCCAAGUUUGUUCUCUUUG
This is a messenger RNA of Pipistrellus kuhlii (Kuhl's pipistrelle), 492 nucleotides long. It is a transcript of the gene APOC2, whose product is annotated as apolipoprotein C2. The record is from RefSeq and is a predicted model, not a curated record. NCBI's taxonomy places the organism in Eukaryota, Metazoa, Chordata, Mammalia, Chiroptera, Vespertilionidae. Gene Ontology annotation, molecular function: lipoprotein lipase activator activity; phospholipase activator activity; phospholipase binding. The transcript has 4 exons. The coding region runs from base 40 to 345 and encodes 101 amino acids. Gene Ontology annotation, cellular component: spherical high-density lipoprotein particle; chylomicron; very-low-density lipoprotein particle. Gene Ontology annotation, biological process: positive regulation of phospholipid catabolic process; positive regulation of phospholipase activity; positive regulation of lipoprotein lipase activity.